This is a messenger RNA of Puntigrus tetrazona (Sumatra barb), 1483 nucleotides long. RefSeq names its product TRAF3 interacting protein 2b (gene traf3ip2b). Gene Ontology annotation, biological process: humoral immune response; positive regulation of canonical NF-kappaB signal transduction. The transcript has 9 exons. The record is from RefSeq and is a predicted model, not a curated record. Bases 231 to 1271 code for a protein of 346 amino acids. NCBI's taxonomy places the organism in Eukaryota, Metazoa, Chordata, Actinopteri, Cypriniformes, Cyprinidae.
CCGCGUUCCUCCUCCGAAACGAAACGAAACGCGCAUGUUUGGUGGAACUAGUAGCCUGUUGAUACGCGGGUUAUAGUACAACCUCAGACUGACUUCACAAACGCUGUAGAAAGUGAGAAAACGAGCAUCGACAUGACGGACGCGUGACUUCCGGAAGUGACUCUAACUCCCGCGGCUCGCGCUCAGUUUGCAGUGUGAACCGUGCCGGUGUUUUCUGUCCGGUCAGACCCAUGGCCCACGGCAGCGAUCGCUACGCGUCUCUGAACUGUCCCGAGGAGAAUGACGAAACCAGGAGCGAAGAGUUCGAGUCGGAUCUCCUCCGGGAGAGCGCAGGGAUGUACGCCCGGCCCUACGCCCACCAGACGCCCUUCCCCAGCUGGGACGGCCCCGUCAGGGCCCCGUCUCCUCACAGCCUGCCCUCCUGCCUCCCGUCGGCCGUCUACCAAACGCUCUCGGACGGCGGCUCGUUUCUUCCCGGCAGGCCUCGCUCUCUGCCGAGUCCGAGUCUGGAGAGCCUGGAGUAUCCCGGAUCUCUGCGCUCCUUUCCUCCGUCCGGCCGGCACCCCGAGGCUUACCUUCAUCCGUUGGGCCCCGUGAUGCCCGUCCACCAGUGCAGCUGCAGACCCGGACAUCAGCCGGCCUACGGACCCUCAGGCCUGCUGCAGUACAGACAGAUGGACACGCGCUUCUCUGAAAAUGACAAUGCAUCCGUGAACUCCAGACAGGCCAGUCAGUGUAUCACACACCUGCCACAGGAACAGAGGAAGGUGUUCGUCACGUACGAGGCCGACAGUGAAGAGCACCUGAAGGAGAUCAUUAAGUUCGUGUCUUUGCUGAGGAACAACGGCUUCGACAUGCACAUCGACGUUUUCGAGCAGCAGCUGAACAGCAUCAGCAAGAUCGACUGCAUGGAGAGAUACCUCAAUGAGAAAGAUUACCUGAUCAUCAUCAUCAUCAGCCUGAGGUAUUAUGAGACCAUAUCAGGUUUGACUAGCAGCGUGGAGGGUGACGAGAGAACCUCAAACACCGUUUACAUCCACAAACAGCUUCAGAGUGAAUUCAUUCAGAACGGCUGCAGGAACUACAGGUUCAUUCCCAUCCUGUUCCCGGGGGCUAAAAAGUGCUAUGUUCCCACCUGGCUGCAAAACACGCACGUCUACAGCUGGCCGAAAGACCGGGACGAUAUUCUGCGCAGGUUGAUGCGCGUGGAGAAAUACAACCCUCCUCCCAUCGGCCCUCUGCCGACCAUCGUCUCCGUUCCCCUGAACUAGAGAACACCGGAGCAGACUUCAGCCAAAGCGGAAAACGCGCUCAUCCUCCGGUCGUCCCGAGUCCGUGUCUUCGCCGGGUUUCGGAGAAGUGUGGCAUUGCUUGGCGGCGUCUCAGCGGUGCAGGCGAAUGGGUGCCGUCGGGACGAGAGCCUGGUGAAAACCUCGCAGUGAUCCACAGAGCUCCGGUCCAUCGGUUAACAUCCGGAGAAGAC